AUGCCACUCAUGGCUGAAUUGGCACAGGCAAUGAUUUCAAUACCCUAUUUGCGAAUGUCAUUAGGGUUCUUUCCAUGGCCGAUUCCCCUCCAUUUGGUGUCUUCUUCGUAUGCAACCCACUGGCUCUCAAAGAUGCCAAUCUCACAAGUCCUCUGUUUCCUCUGCUUCCUCAUCUCCCUCUCCUUCACUGAUGGGACUCAACUCAUCAUAGUGAACAACUGCAAGGACAGCAUAUGGCCCGGGAUCCUCGGCACUGCAGGCCACCCUACUCCUCUAGACGGCGGCUUCCAUCUUCCUAGUGGCGAGCAACUCCUUCUUGAAGUUCCUCAAAACUGGUCUGGAAGAAUCUGGGGAAGGCAAGGCUGCUGCUUUGAUCCAAGCACCGGCAAGGGCUCGUGCCUAACCGGUGAUUGUGCCGGCCUCUUACAAUGUAGGGGACUCGGUGGAGUUCCCCCUGCCACUCUUGUCGAAAUGACACUUGGAACUCCUAAAUCCGCCCUGCAUUUCUACGAUGUGAGCUUGGUUGAUGGGUUCAACGUGCCUAUUUCUAUGGUGCCUAUUGGCGGGGGUGUAGGAUGUGGUGUUGCUGCUUGUGAGGCUGACUUGAAUGUAUGCUGCCCGCUUGCCUUGGUCAUCAAGAAACGAGGUAGGGUUGUGGGUUGUAAGAGUGCUUGUUUGGCUGCAAAGACAGAUAGGUACUGCUGUACUGGGGAGUUUGCAAAUCCAAAGAGUUGUAAGCCUAGUGUUUUUGGGCAUCUUUUUAAGGCUAUUUGCCCCAGGGCUUAUAGUUAUGCCUUUGAUGAUUCUACAGGGCUUAAGACAUGUGUGGCCCCUAGGUAUGUCAUCACAUUUUGUCCCCCGAACUUGGAAUGA
Messenger RNA from Fragaria vesca subsp. vesca, 873 nucleotides. RefSeq names its product thaumatin-like protein-like. Bases 1 to 873 code for a protein of 290 amino acids. Lineage: Eukaryota; Viridiplantae; Streptophyta; Magnoliopsida; Rosales; Rosaceae. The transcript is spliced from 3 exons. Gene Ontology annotation, cellular component: extracellular region. Gene Ontology annotation, biological process: defense response. The record is from RefSeq and is a predicted model, not a curated record.